Rhipicephalus sanguineus (brown dog tick) is the source of this 933-nucleotide messenger RNA. RefSeq lists its product as uncharacterized. The transcript is spliced from 3 exons. Bases 42 to 713 code for a protein of 223 amino acids. The record is from RefSeq and is a predicted model, not a curated record. Lineage: Eukaryota; Metazoa; Arthropoda; Arachnida; Ixodida; Ixodidae.
CCCGUGCGGACAGCGCGGUCCCACGAAAGAGGAGCGACUUCAUGGCUAAAGCUGACGACGACGACUCCAAGAACGUUGCCAAAGUGGCAUCCGAACCCAACAUGACGUACGUCCAGGAGAACGCCGAGCUGCGGGCACUCAUCGACACGGUGAGCAGGUCGCGGCCGCCGGAAGGUGACCACAGUCGCAUGCUGCUCGGCCAGUACGAGACUGCAUUUCCCGAAUUCAAGCGUCCCCCGCAGAGACUUCCUUCAACGCUGAGGCGGACACCAGGGGAUCGCUCCUUGGACCUGGACGACGUAAACGAAGUGAAGAUUGGCAUCGAGAAGCGGCUCGAAGAAGAAACCAUUGACAACGAGCAUGCCUUCACGCGGAAAAUUGACGACGAACAACGGAAGCGCAUUGCCGAGAGUCAGUGUAAAAAAUCCUCCUUCCAGGACAGUACGAACGUGCCAGGGACGGGUGCGGCGUUGCCACGCCUGCAGUUGGGCUCACUUCGGCGAGUAAAGAUGACCAAGAAGCGCACCAUCCAGGGCAAGACCACCAUCAACCGGACCACGACACGCAAGGAAGAAGAGCGCAGCAUGACGUCCCCCACGGGGGAGACCGACUGCCGCCGCAACGUGGACGAGUCGAGCACCACGGCCGAGAACGCCGAGACGCACGAAGAGGAGCUUGUCGAGACGUACGACGACGACGACGCCCCGCCGUAACAGACUGGGCACGCCGCGUUAAGAGGUGACCGGCAUGGCGCCAACGGCACGGGAGGUGGUCGAGCGCGUGGACUCGUCCGACACGCUCACCAUCGAGGGAAAGGGGGAGGCGGCGGUGCAACUUCAGUUUUAUCCAGUAAAAUAAAACUUCAUAGUAAAACGUUAUUUAUGUGCGUAGGCGAGACGAAUACAUGAUGUGGGUGCCGCAGUUAGCACCAUU